CCACAUUGGAUCCGACGCCAUUGCUACACAACAUCGACGUGCUAUAGUUGUGCGCAGUGCAUUCGUUCAAUUUCUGUAGAGGACAUUGCAAGUUUGGAGUGAAUUAAAGUGUUUAGAAGUCGUACAGGCGAGGAAGGUAUGGGUCUGCGUAAUUCAGUAUUGAAAAAUGGAGAACAACAUAGCGUCACUAAACAUCAAUGGUACCGUGAGAAAAAUAUCACUGACUUGAACUGGCUCGUGCACCUGCUGGACAUUCUCGAGCUAGAGCUAAGUAAUGAGCCGCCACAUUAUAAAUUGCUACUCGUCAUUGGUCGGUUUGAACUUGAAAACGACUUGGAAGUCGCUUACAUCAUUUCCGGCAGGGAUGAUCCAGAAAGCAUUGUGUUUUACACUGCCUCGCUCCGGGAAGUGAUUGCUGACCGCAGAGUUAGAAUCUAUGAUGAGACAGACCGUUCCACACACAUCCUGAAAGCGAGAAAUCGCUAUGAUGAAGCUAUUGACAGUAUUAUGUUUCGUGUCAUGGGCCGAUUUCUUGGCAACAAAUCAGUAGAACCGCUUAUCAGCUCUCUCGUUGAAGAAAUUCCACGGUUAAGUGGUGAAACGGUGGAGGAUAUUCAAUCGCUGGUGACAAAUUUGGUAGAAGUGGCUUUGAGGCUUUUGAUUGGUUUAGCCUCGCAAGGUUUCAAGGACCAGGCCGAGAGAAACAAAGAAAAAGUCACCAGUUGGUUUGACAAGAACCACAUCAUUGAGUCGGAACUGCGUGCAUGUGACAGGCUGGAAUUCAGUAGGUUGUUCUACAAUCACUGGGGCAUGUUCCUCGGCAAACUGGGAGACAGAGUGCUAGUUCUGCACUUUUCCACCGCCGGAAGUGGAAAGAAAUACUCGAUAAAGAAGACCUCUGGUCUCGGAUCUUCGGCGAUGGAUAAACCAGCCUACCGCAUCGACUCGAUUAAGAAACCUCUCAGUAACCGUAGAAUGAGGAUCAACAACAGACUAGUCAGUGCCGGAUAAAAUCCUCGAUGGCAUCGUUCAUCGACUUGCUUCGCAAGGUUUCCAAAGAUCACCAGAGUACGAUGCUUUGCAUAACAAUUGCGAGCAUUUAGUCAACGAACUUCGGUACGAAAAGCACCGCUGUGAACAACUACCACCAAUCUUGGGACCACUUGCGAAGAGGCUUAAUCGCAUUCUUUGUCAAAGCUAAGAGAGCAAAAUGUGAGAUGACGACCUACUGCGGAGCAGUGCAGACUACGUCAGAUAUCAGGCUACAUUGUUUUUUUUCAGUGACGGUGGAAUGUCCACCCAAAUUUGCUCAGAUAUGAGACAUAUCCAGAAUUUUCGCUGGUCCCAGAGGGGCAAGCUUGUAGUCCUAUUUGCACCAGAACCCCCCAUGGGAUUGUUAAAAAGCAACUUCAGGAAUCAUCUGAUCGCUGUUUAUGUGGCAUCCCAUAGCUUCUCUGUUCAUGCUUUCAUGUUUGUCUUCUCGCGAGUUGCUCUUUAUAAUGUAGAUUAGUGUUUCCUCGAUGCUAGUUGUUGUCUCUUUCAUAGUACUAUUUGUGUUAUUUGCCCUGUUCUGUCUUUGUCCUGUACUUGUCUUUACUGCCUGAGGUCCAGUUUUUGUCCUUUGCAAGGCUUUCCACACUGUUCUUUUCGAAAUAUACAUCUAUUCAACCCUGUCCAGUGGCGUAAGUCUGUGCCGGGGACUGGAAAGGGCGGAGGGGGUGGGGGAACGAGGGUUGACUAAAAUCAGGACAUUGCCCAGCCGUCCAAAUUCGAAAAGCGGGGGCGUAGGGCUUGUUGGACACCAUUAUGACAAUAGGGGGCACUGUUCAUGUUACAGAUGGGCAUGUUAUGUUUACUUAGAGUGCACACCGGCAGAUAGUGAUAAAUCCAUCCGCCAAACAUAUAUAAAAGUAAAACCUCAUAUUAGACAGUUCUGAUAGCCAUAACAUUGGGGAAUUGAAAAGAUAUGGCAAUGAAACUCUGGCUCGGACAUGGGGCUUUCAAUUCUGAGCAUUUUGGAUGCAAUUGGGCUCGAAAAUGGCGCUAUGUUGUCUUCUUGUGGAGGGAUCUUUUUCAAGAUCGCUACCUUUCCGCUUUCGGGAAAAUAGGGGUCGUCUUGUUUGGGUGAAAAUUUCUCGAGCAGUCAAUGGUCAAUCCACCCAAAAAUGAAAAGAAAAUGAAAGAUGACAUGUUGAUCAUCAUUUGUCUGUGCAGCUUAAAUUACCUGUAAGAGUUCUGAGUAUUUCAGAAUAAUUUUGAAGUAAGGGCAUUUAGCACUAAAAGUGUCUAUGGAAAUUUUGCGUGGUUGUACCCUUACGCCCAUCAAAAUGGCGCAUUUAAAGCUUUUGGACUUUCUCUCUUUUUCAGUACUAUUGAAAGCGUUGGGAAGUUCAUCAAAAUACAUCAAAAUCCGUUGGUUUUUUUGUAUCUCACUACAAAAAAGUGGGGGGGGGGGGUAGGCGGAUGAUCCAAUAACCCAUCCCCCUCGUCAA
This is a messenger RNA of Patiria miniata (bat star), 2492 nucleotides long. RefSeq lists its product as uncharacterized. NCBI's taxonomy places the organism in Eukaryota, Metazoa, Echinodermata, Asteroidea, Valvatida, Asterinidae. The record is from RefSeq and is a predicted model, not a curated record. Bases 139 to 1011 code for a protein of 290 amino acids. The transcript is spliced from 3 exons.